This is a messenger RNA of Argiope bruennichi, 3820 nucleotides long. RefSeq lists its product as uncharacterized. NCBI's taxonomy places the organism in Eukaryota, Metazoa, Arthropoda, Arachnida, Araneae, Araneidae. The record is from RefSeq and is a predicted model, not a curated record. The transcript is spliced from 10 exons. Bases 248 to 2701 code for a protein of 817 amino acids.
GCAUCUGUUUUUUAAUAUUUCACGUUAUUUAUUUUGAAAACAUUAAUAAAUAUGAAAAUUAAGUCAUUUUGUUCUCCGAAUUGUUGGAAAUGUUAGUGAGGAUUUGAUUUUUAAAGUUAAGAAAUGUAUUGUUUUGAAAUGUAAAACACGACUUAGUCUCCAGAUGUAAAAAAAUUGAAAGAUCUAUAGAUGCUUAUUAACAGAUCUCCCCAUGAUGAAUCUGCGUUGUUAGAAUUUACAUAAUCUAAUGGCUGCAGAGAAUAUUGUUGCUGAACUUUCAUGGCUUUGUGCAUUGCUGUUUUUAGUUGUUGGCAUCAUGCUUAUAGCUACUUGUGUGUGUUUCAAAGAUAAUGAAAAAUCUCCGGAAUAUGGCACUGCUGGGCGACUGUCAAUUACCAGAGAUUCACCUAUUUUUCAACAUCAGCCAAGAAAUGGGACUCUGUCUACAAGUUCUAAACAGAGUGAUCUUAAUUCAGAUGAUGGCAAUGCAAAAAGGAACUCCUGGACUGUGAAAGACAGAGCUCUUCCAGAAAUUCCUGGUUCUACAUUUACUCCAGUAGAAAAUGCUGGGAAUGUUGCAAAUUCAGCAACUGCAUCUGAACAAACUAAAGUAAAAAGCCACAAUAAAGCACCAGCCCCCAAGCCACCUGGAAAUGAUCCUUCGAAAGUGUUUCCUAUGAAUGGGUCAACUCCCUUUCCUGUGGCUGAUUCAACUUCUGGAGUAACAGUGACCAUUACUGUAAAUGAUAAAACUCAAAUAAUUGGUAACAAUUCAUCCUUGUCGGAGAGAACUUCUAAAUCCAAGAUACCUGUAGCUGAUAGUCUUCCAGGUGCAACUAACAGUAUGGUUAUUCUUAAAAAAGUUGAAAAAGUUGAAAGUAAGGAGAGUCCUAUUAAAGCAGGGACAAGUUCUGACAAUUUUUAUGAUAUUGUUCCUGAUAAUCGCAGUGACCUGGGUUCACAAUCUACAUCCAUGUCAUCUAGUCCUGUUUGCAUUAAAGUUUCGGGAUCAGCUGCACCAUCUGAAGAUGGUACUUCUAGCAAUCUCUCAGCAAGCCUUGCUGUAGCAGGUGCUGUGCCUUCUUCUGAUAUUCCAUAUAUGACCCCGCCUCUACAUCAUAAUAUACCACCUCCAUUAUUGCAUGAACCAACAGGAAAUGAUAUUACUGGUGGUCGCAGUGAAGUACCUUAUACUGUCAUUUCAGUUCGUGAGCCAUUGGCCAGAGUAAGAGAAAUAACCAUGCGAAGGCAGAGAGCUGCAGCUCAGCAGAACGUUGAAGAAAAUGAAGAUCACUAUGCAAUGGUUCCUGAAGAAGAACAAAUGUAUGCAGAAAUAGGCUCAGGUCAUGAUUCAGGCUCAUCAUCCAUCACUUAUGCGCACAUUGAACCUAGGCAACUUCCUCCUGUGCCACCUACUGUUGAAAGCCUUAAAUCAGUUGCUCAUGCUCACAGUCGACAAGCUUCUACUGUUUCAACAUCAUCAAUAGGAAGUUGUUUAUCAAGUUUAGGAGAUGCAUCACCUCCCCAGCUGCGAAAUCCAUCUUCUUCUCUCUAUUCCACUGUAGAUAAAAGUGGCAGCAAACAAAGAAAAACGAUUCAUGUAGCAGAAGGUGUUAGUUUAGUCACUACUGCUGAAAAGAGGAAAAAGGUAGAAGAUCUCUAUGCCAAGGUACGUAAAAAAAGAAUUGAUCUUACCAUUGGAACACCAGGUUCAGAAGAUGGGUAUCAAGGAAUACAUGAAGGCAAUUCUGAGUGUAUGACUCCUCCUCCAUCCCCAUGGGCUUCUACCACACCACCAGCUCCACCUCCUAUUACUGGACGCAUACAAGCUGCUUCUCUAAGUGUUUUGUUACCUGGUACAUCACAACACGUGCGACGGCACUCUGCUGAUCCGAAUCUUCCAGAGAUUAUUAAUGAAAAUCGAGUAUUUGCUGGAAGUACUCGCAGUUCUGUUGCCUCAUCCAUCAAAGAUCCAACUGAACCAGAUUACGAAAAGAUUUACAAUGAGGACAAUUCUGCUGAUUCUUGUUAUGAGAAAAUCAAGGAAGAAACUGAUGGUAAUGAUAAUACCAGUGGAUCAGUUUGGCAUUCUGUUCCAUCUAAUUCUGCUUUUCCUGGCUAUGCAUCUGUGAAAGAUCCCAAUGAAGAUGAAGAUUCAUUGGAUCCAAAUUAUGAAUGUGUUGUUCAGGGUGGUUCAGAAAAUGAUCCUGGCUAUGAACCAGUAAGAGUUUCAGGUAAUUUUGAUGACAGUGACUCCAAUUCAGAUUAUACAGUUGUCAAAUCAGAAGGUGGGAGGGAAGCUGGCUAUGAACGGGUUAAAAAUCUGGAUCGUUCUGAGAGUGAUGCAGCUGAUCCUGGUUAUGAAAAGAUCAAAAACUUACCUCGAGCAGGUAGUGAUGCAACAGAUCCUGGAUAUGAGAGGGUUAGAAAUAAAGGAGAGGACUUAUCUGAACCUGGUUAUGAAACGGUUCAAAGAUCUGACAGUGAUACAGAUCCAGGUUAUGAAGUUGUGCACCAAAAUAGGUCUUUUAACAGUAGGUAUGCUGCUGAUUCACCACUUCGUAGAUCAGUGAUUCGGGAUUCUAAUAGCACUGUCUUAUUUAUUUCGGGUAAUACUAAUUCUCAUCUAUCUAAUGAUUCCAAUCUUCACGAUAAUGAACAAUCUUCUGGAUCCAAUGAACCCACUGCAACAUUUUUGUAAUCUUUUCGUUAUGUGGCAAAAAAUAGUUGUUCCUUAUAAACUUUUAAAGUGCAAAGCAAAAUCUCAAAUGCUCUCUUAGGCCAUAAUUUUUUUGACUGCAAUAUGCAUAUCAUUCUGCUGAAUAUAUUUUAAGAAGAAGUAGGUUAUGUUGUCCAUUGUUUGAUAUUUUUCUAUUUAUCUGGUGUUUUUUUUUUUUUUUUUUCAAGUUAUGCAAAAAAAAUUAGUUGCUUGUAAAUAUGUAUGAAAUGUUUAUUGUUAAAAGCCUAAAGCCUAGGAUUAUUUUGUUUGUUAUUAUUUUUGAUGUGCAGUAUGUUAUCAUCUUAAGAAGUUUGGAGCAUGUUUUAUUUAAUCAUUAGAUAGAAUAUUUCUUAGUUUAGGCUUAAUGAGCUUAUGUGUAAAGAGUUGUGAAAUAUCCUUUCUGAGCCAUUGAAUGAUAUCAAAAUAUCAAAUGUUUUCAAUGAAUAUUCUUGUACCUAGCUUAUACCAUCCAGUUUCUAAAUAAGUGUCUUUUUUAUGUUGUGAACUUUUUGAAAAAUUGUUCAAUUUUUUUAAAAAAGUUGAACUUUUUUCAGCAUACAUUUUGUUCUAAAAAUGGAUGAAUUUUACUAUAGGAUCUGGAUAAAUUUUACUCUGGUUAUUUAAUCUUAAAAAUUUGUCUUUUUUUAGUAAGCAAAUUUGUUCUUGAUGCCCCUUAUAUUUUACAGCAUAAAAUAUUGCGGAUUUAAUCAAAGGGAUAAUGUACUAAUUACAUUAAUGUGUACUAAUUCCGUAUCUUAAUAAUGAAGUUUAAGUAACUUUAUUACAUUUUUAAAAGAAAGGGGGUAGCCACUAUUUAUAUUUAUUAUUUAUUUAUUGAUGUUUUUAAUAGAUUAAUAUUUUAACAUUAAGUAAUUGUGAUUUUUAAUCAUUUUUGUGCACUCUCUCCUUGAUCAAAUUUAUUUCUUAAUUUUGUACAUCAUUCCUUUAGAGAGAUAGAAACAAUCACUGUGUUGGAUAACAUAUUGAAAUAAGUUAUCUUUUUAUCCAGGAGUUUGACUUUUCAGUAAUUCACUGAAAACUGAUUUCAUUCUAUUUCAUAUCAUUUAUUUGUUUUGAAAUAGGUGUAAAUAAAUUAAUGAU